Molecule: messenger RNA, 2085 nt
Organism: Lottia gigantea (owl limpet)
Lineage: Eukaryota; Metazoa; Mollusca; Gastropoda; Lottiidae
Exons: 19
Coding region: 1-2085 (694 amino acids)
Biological process (GO): mRNA cis splicing, via spliceosome
Cellular component (GO): cytoplasm; spliceosomal complex
Molecular function (GO): protein binding
Source: RefSeq, a predicted model, not a curated record
AUGGGCAAGGAAAAGAAAAAGAGCAGAUAUAGAUCCAGGUCUAGAGAUAGACCUGAAAAACACAAUAAACGAAAGAAGGACAGAAGAAGUAGCUCGGAUUCCAGUAGAUCUCGUUCUCCAAAACAUAAAAGCAGUAAACACAAAUCCAAAAAACAUCACAGAAGACGCAGUGAAUCUAGCUCCCCAGAUCGUAAAAAGAAAAGGGUGGAAAAGACUAAAGAAGAACUGAGAAGAGAAAAGGAAUUAUUAAAAGCUGUUGAGACACCAGAAGAAAAAAGGGCCAGAAGAUUGGCUAAAAAGGAAUUGAAAGAAAGAAAAAGGAAGGAAGAUAUGGGAUGGGAUCAAGAUUACUUGGGAUAUUCGAAUGCUGACAAUCCAUUCGGUGAUGAACAUUUGAUGAACACGUUUGUUUGGGGUAAAAAACUGGAUAAAGAAGGAAAGAAAGACAUCACCUCUGUAGAGUUACAGAGACAUAACAAAAUAAAAAUGGCUGAGAAUCGGAGAGAAUUGGAGAAGGUGAAGAAAAGAAGACAAGAAAGAGAAAAACAACUAGAAGAGAGAGAUCAAGAAAGGGAAAUGUUACAGAGAGAUAAAGAGGCUGAAUAUUAUAGAGAAUGGGAAUUGCAGGAAGACAGUUUCCAUUUAAAUCAGGCUAAAAUGAGAUCACAGAUUAGAAUACAAGAUGGAAGAGCUAAACCAAUAGAUUUAUUAGCUAAAUAUAUCAGUGCUGAAGAUGAUAAAUUAGCUAUUGAAAUGCAUGAGCCAUAUACCUAUUUAAAUGGAUUAACUAUAACUGAUCUAGAAGAUUUAUUAGAAGAUAUUAAAGUAUAUUUAGAACUAGAGCAGGGCAAGAACGCUGACUAUUGGAGAGAUAUUAUCACAGUAACUCAAGAUGAAUUGAAUAAAUUACGUAAACUAGAUACCUCUAGUCGCGAAUAUUAUGGAGAUAGAAGAGAAGGUAUCAAUCAAGCUGUAUCAUCAGAAGUAGCUGAUAUGUUCAAAGGAAAGUCUACCAACCAAUUAAAAUUACUAGAAAAACAGAUUAAAACUAAACUAGAGGGUGGUGAAGGCAUUGAUAUUGGUUAUUGGGAGUCAUUAUUGCAGCAGCUGACAGCCCACACGGCUCGAACAAGACUUAGAGAACGACAUCAGGAUGUUUUAAAACAAAAACUACAGGAGUUAAAACGAGAGCAAGGGAUAGAGCCAGACCCUUUAUUUCCUGUUAAACAAGAAGACAGUACUAGUCGUGUUUCAACACCAUCACAAUCAGAAACUGAAAGUAGACCUGAGGUGAAACAGGAAGUAGAAGAGGAACAACAGCCGUCAACAUCACAAGUCAACACGGAGAAUGUUGUAGUGAAGGAGGAGAAACAAGAUGGAGAUCAGGAGGAAGCUAACGAGGCUGAAGAAGAAUCUGAUGAAGAAUUGAUAACAGAAGCUGAUCUAGAACAGAGUUUUAUAGAUGAAUAUGAAGUAGGGUGUUAUUCACCGAAACUAAUCAAACCCUCAAACCUGGAUAUUGAUGCUGUAGUGUACGAACCAGUUGAUGACCUCCAGAAACUACAGUUAGCUAGAAGUCAAGUUCUUAGUACUGGUAAAGUCAGGUUGGAUGGUGAGACAGAGUUUGAGAAGAAAGCCAGAGAAGGGAUGAAUGAUGAUGAGGCCACAUUCAGUGUCGAAGUAGCUUUGGACAACCAGGCUUUCUUAUGGUCUGAUAAAUACCGACCUCGUAAACCACGAUUCUUUAACAGAGUCCACACGGGUUUUGAAUGGAACAAAUAUAACCAAACUCAUUAUGAUAUUGAUAAUCCACCUCCAAAAAUUGUUCAGGGAUAUAAAUUUAAUAUCUUCUAUCCAGAUCUAAUAGAUAAAGCUAAAACUCCAGAAUAUACAGUAACACCCUGUGAAAACGAGAAAGAUUUUGCUAUAUUAAGAUUUCGUGCUAGUGCUCCAUAUGAAGAUAUUGCGUUUAAAGUUGUAAACAGAGAAUGGGAAUAUUCGUAUAAAAGAGGUUUCCGUUGUCAGUUUCAGAAUAAUAUAUUUCAAUUAUGGUUCCAUUUUAAACGUUUUCGAUAUAGAAGAUAG